GCUGAGUUUUUGUUGCCUUGCUUACAAGUUUGAAGUGCUCCAAAGGCGGGAUUUUAGAAUGGAAGGUGACACUGUCUACCGACCCACUCAGAGUUCUGAAACCUAUUCGGCUACUUAUUGGUACGCAAUGACGCAAAACUUGGUGAAGUCCUCAGAAGACUUCACUAUACACUCCAUACAUGAAGAUGAAGUCCGUCACAACUGUUCUAUAUGCAAAAAAUCGUUCAAAUGCAAAUCUGAACUGAUGCGGCAUCAUCGUGCCCACACGGGCAUUCGACCGUUUAUGUGUAAUCUAUGCUAUAAAAGCUUUAACUACAAUAGUGCACUCCUGGAACAUUUGCGUGUGCAUUCUGGAGAAAAACCAUACCAAUGCAGUGAGUGCAAAAAGUGUUUUAGACAAGGGUCAACUCUCAACAGACACAAAAGGAUACAUACAGGAGAAAAACCACAUCAAUGUGAAGUCUGUGGCAAGUGUUUUUCUGAGAAGAAAGGCCGCGAUGUUCACAAAAGGACCCACACCUGUAAACAACCAUUUUAUUGUUCCAAAUGCCAUCAGUAUUUUAUGCGCAGGGCAUCUCUGCUCAGACAUAUUAAGAAAAAUCAUCUUAUUAUGGAGUCCAACCCAGGCUGUUUAGAUGAUGAGGCCAAAAAAAUUCAGAGACAUGAAAGCACAGCACCACAAGCUGGAUCUACAGAGGUAGUAGUUAAAGUGGAGAGACCAGAUAUUGAGGAAACGAGUCUUGAGAUGCUGAUAAAGGAUAGUGACCUUUUGAAUGAUUUGAAUUACCUCAAGGAGGAGGUUGUAAACUGAUUUGAACAGAACUUUUUAGCUUUCUCCCUUGUUUCAGAGAGACAUGAAAAACUGUUAGCACUUUGAUUUGAUUCUGACAGGUGAAUAAUGUGGUCUGACCUACGAGUGUCCAAGAAUUUCUGUGGGACAACUGCAAAGCAACAUAGCACGAUGUUAAUCUUAAGUUUAAUUGCAGGCAGAAUUGGAGAACUCAAAUUCUGCCACCAAUUAAUCAAACUCUGAAUAUAAAAUAACCUUCAGUGGAACAACUUCAUAAAUAAAAACAAAGAAGUUGAGUGUAUUUUCAA
Messenger RNA from Pocillopora damicornis (cauliflower coral), 1098 nucleotides. RefSeq lists its product as uncharacterized. Lineage: Eukaryota; Metazoa; Cnidaria; Anthozoa; Scleractinia; Pocilloporidae. The record is from RefSeq and is a predicted model, not a curated record. Gene Ontology annotation, biological process: regulation of gene expression. Gene Ontology annotation, cellular component: nucleus.